This is a messenger RNA of Dioszegia hungarica, 1761 nucleotides long. RefSeq lists its product as uncharacterized. The record is from RefSeq and is a predicted model, not a curated record. The coding region runs from base 1 to 1761 and encodes 586 amino acids. Lineage: Eukaryota; Fungi; Basidiomycota; Tremellomycetes; Tremellales; Bulleribasidiaceae. The transcript is spliced from 2 exons.
AUGCCCCCAUCUAUAUUCCAGCAGAUAGUACUGCCAUACCUCGCACAGCGACCAAUAACUACUACAGCCCGUUUCGCACGUUUCUUUUCGUCCAAUAUCCCGAGGGCGAGAGCUCCGGCAAAUACCGACCCCUCCUCUUCCUCCACCUCGGUCACUCAUGCCUCUUCAUCAAGGCGAUGGGACUACGUCCCGCCCAUAGAACCGGUCGGGUAUAACACGGGUCACGAUCCUCCCGAGAGAGGGAGCAGGGCGGGGCCGGGCGCUCGCUUACGCCUGCCCAUACCGUAUACUCCUCUGCCGAAGCAGGGAGGUUCGGGGGAUGUUCUGGCGUUCCUCAAGAGCUUGGAGGAGCUCAAAGGGGCAAGGAAGACGACGCUGUUGAUGGCGUUGGAAAAGAUUGCGUCCAUCCCGGAGGAUUUGCUGGACAGGGAAGCGGAAGAAGGAAAGGUUGCUGUGAAGGGGAAGACAGAGAUGGGGGAAGGGAGGACAGGAAUGAACACAGGCAAGGCACGGAGGGAUGAGAACUCGCUUAAUCUGGUGGAGAUGUCUCAAUCGCCCAAUUUGGACGUAACCCCUUCAUCCUCCGCCGAACCGCCGGUAUCCCCGCUUAGCCCUGAGCUUCCAGUGACAGAUCCCCAACUCCAUCCCGACAAACCCAUCUUAUCUCCCGAUUUUACCCAAUAUCCACUGGUCAUCUACUCCCUGCUACGAACCCGCCUCUAUCGUCUGACGGUGUAUCACCUCCUCCAGACGCCCGAGUAUGCGGUGGAUCAGGCGCUCCUGGAUCGCGUGGCGGAAUACUUGAAGCGGGGCGGUGCGGGAAAGCUGGCGAGUCGGCUAGAGAAGGGAUGGGACGGUACUCUCCUACCUAGGGACUCAUCGGAUGCGGGCGCCUCCGAGGAGGAUCGGCCACCCACCCAUCCUAUCCCAUCCGAAUCGUCGCUCCGCCACGCCCCCAACGCCUGGCUCAUCCCCCGUCGCGCUGCGGCCCGUCCCCUCCCCCCACCCUCCUCCUCCACCCUCUCAUCCCUCACUGCCAACUACAAUUCCCACCUCACCCGCGCCCUCCUCUCGCCCAAGAAACGCUCUUCCUCUUCUACCCAAUCGAACAACCCCCUCUCUCCGCUCAACAACCUACUCACGACGAUACAGCCCCUCCAGCGCCCAUCGGGAGGGAUGCGCCAGCUCCGCCAGCUCCUGAGAAAGAUUGAAAGGCUCGAAGCGCAUCGCUCUUUCCGGCCCGAUUGGGUCACGGCGAAUCUGGUCGUCAAGUGCUGGAUGAGCUGUUUGAUGGCGGGUGGGCAAGGGUGGAGGGCGGGCUCGAAGAGGAAAGGAGGGGAAGGGGAGGAGGCGGAGAUUGAUAAGCGCAUGGAGUUGAGGGGGCUGUUUGCGUUUGUCAAGGUGCUGUUUGAGCGGAGGCUCGAGGAGCAGCUGGCACUGGGACCGACCUCAGAGGGGACGAGCGAUCCGGCAAUUGCAGAGGAAGGGACGAGCCCCGCUACUGCGCCGCCGUCUACCACGGCGACCACUCCGGCCCUACCUGGCCCCGCUUCGUACCCCUACCGACACACACUCUCCUACACAAAGCAUGUCCGCCCCUUUGCAAACGACCUCUUGCGGGCCCUUCGCCAGAUUGGUGAUCGGGACGGGUAUCACCAGGUCAUAGGAUGGCAGCGAGAAAUGCGCGAGCGGAUGGAGCCGGUCUAUGCCGAGUGGAAGGCGGGAAGUAGGAGUCAUAAGGGGCGCAAUGGUCCAUCUUGA